Aspergillus ruber CBS 135680 is the source of this 705-nucleotide messenger RNA. RefSeq lists its product as uncharacterized. The transcript is spliced from 2 exons. The coding region runs from base 1 to 672 and encodes 223 amino acids. The record is from RefSeq and is a predicted model, not a curated record. NCBI's taxonomy places the organism in Eukaryota, Fungi, Ascomycota, Eurotiomycetes, Eurotiales, Aspergillaceae.
AUGCUGAUUUACAAUCUCUGUCUAGAGGAUAGUCAAGGAACAGAAGAGCAAAAACAUUGUCCCAUUCGACAAUCAAAAAAGAAAGCCAAGAAUGUUGUCGAGGAUGCAGCCGAGGAAUCCGAGGAUGAAUAUGCCGGUCUCGGUGGUGUCAGUGAUGACAGCGACGGUGAAGAAGGCGCACAUGAUCAGUCGAUGAUCAAUAACAGAGAGGUUGUGGAUGAGAAGUUGUUGGCUAGACUAAAUGCAUAUGUAUUCAUCCCUCGAGCUGAAGAGCAGAAGGAGAGUGGCUGGUUGCGGACCUACGUGCCUGUUAGGGAUCUACGACUGCUGUACAUUGAUGGCAUGUCCGCUGGAAAAACAAGCAACGGGACUUUUGACACGCAGAACCGGAUUCUGGUUAACGACACAGUCCACGAGGAACGGAUUAUGAACGAAUCCGAGUGCGCGAAGGAGUUUUGCCGUCUAUCGCACGAAGUAUGGGACGAUCAAUUGGGCAGGGUGCUCCGCAUGGAGGCUGGUUUUAUGAUCAUUCUCUGCUCGUUCGAACGCGAUCUACACCUGCUACGUGAGAUUGAGGUCAAGGCAAGCAAGGGCAGGAUCCCACGUCAUCUUCCGCAGCCAGGUAAGGAUCGUAACAAGACAACGCAUGAAUUCAUGCUGGGCCGUGGAUGAAGGCCAUUGCGGCACGGUAUCAUGGUAUUGGGG